AUGAGAGGCGCUGCUGCCAAUCGACAAUUAGAAUGUAUCAAAUAUGCCUAUGAAAAUGGUUGUAAAUGGGAUGAUGGUACAACAAGGGAAGCAGUUGCAAGUGGUUGCAUUGAUUGUCUAAAAUUUGCUCAUAAAAAUGGAUGUAAUUGGGAUGAAGGUACAAUAGUUACAGCUGCCAUGCGGGGAAAUUUAAGUUCCUUAAUAUAUGCUCAUGAAAAUGGAUGUAAAUGGGAUGAAGGCACCACAAGACUUGCUGCUGCAAAUGGUCAGUUUAAUUGUUUAAAAUACGCCCAUGAACAUAAUUGUCCUUGGAGUAUAAAUACCAUUCAUGAAGCUACUCAAAGAGGUUUUUUAGAGAUAAUCAACUAUGCUAACAAGAAUGGCUGUAUUAAUUAG
Daktulosphaira vitifoliae (grape phylloxera) is the source of this 396-nucleotide messenger RNA. RefSeq lists its product as uncharacterized. Lineage: Eukaryota; Metazoa; Arthropoda; Insecta; Hemiptera; Phylloxeridae. The coding region runs from base 1 to 396 and encodes 131 amino acids. The transcript has a single exon. The record is from RefSeq and is a predicted model, not a curated record.